Aureobasidium vineae is the source of this 987-nucleotide messenger RNA. NCBI's taxonomy places the organism in Eukaryota, Fungi, Ascomycota, Dothideomycetes, Dothideales, Saccotheciaceae. The record is from the annotation of a GenBank genome assembly.
AUGAUCCCAGAGGAGGAGCUGCUAGAGAAACCCAUCAAGCUGCGCAAUGCCUGCAUAUUCUACCUCGGUCACAUUCCUACUUUCAUGGACAUUCACCUCACACGUGCGACUCACGGCAAGCCAACAGAGCCAAGCUCCUACCCUAGUAUCUUCGAGCGAGGAAUUGACCCUGAUGUCGAUGACCCCGAGCAAUGUCAUGCUCACAGCGAAAUUCCGGACUCAUGGCCACCAGCGAACGAAAUCCUUGACUUCCAGUCGAAGGUGCGAAUUCGAGUCAAGAAGCUGUACGCUUCAGGUCAGGCAACCAAGGAUCGUGCUGUUUCAAGAGCGUUAUGGUUGUCGUACGAGCAUGAGAUUAUGCAUCUUGAGACGCUGUUAUACAUGCUCAUACAGAGUGAGAAGACCAUGGCCCCACCUACAACAGUGAUGCCGGACUUCCAAGCUCUGGCUCUUCAAGCAAGACAAGGUGCUGUUGAGAACCAAUGGUUCGAUAUUCCAGCACAAGAGGUGGAGAUCGGUAUCGAAGAUCCUGAUGACAACUCUGGUCCCGAGCACUUCUUCGGAUGGGACAACGAGAAGCCUAAGCGCACCGUUCAGGUACCAGCCUUCAAAGCCCAAGGAAGACCAAUCACCAACGGAGAGUAUGCCAAAUACCUUGAGGAGAACCGCAUUGAUACUCUUCCUGCAUCUUGGCAGACCCUUUCUCGCACCAACGGUGAAGAGACUACUAACGGGUCGUCAUCAGCUUUCCUCCAUGGCAAAGCAGUACGUACUGUAUAUGGGCCAAUCGCUCUGAAGCUAGCAUUGGACUGGCCUGUCUGCGCGUCAUACGACGAAAUUGCAGGCUGCGCUCGUUGGAUGGGUGGCCGCAUUCCAACUAUGGAGGAAGCUCGAAGCAUCUACCGCUAUGUUGAUGAAGCAAAGGCUAAAGCGCAUGAAUCGCUUGGAGCCAACAUUCCCGCCGUAAACGCGUCAGUACAACUAUGA